This is a messenger RNA of Diorhabda carinulata, 5119 nucleotides long. It is a transcript of the gene P5CDh1, whose product is annotated as delta-1-pyrroline-5-carboxylate dehydrogenase, mitochondrial. Gene Ontology annotation, molecular function: L-glutamate gamma-semialdehyde dehydrogenase (NAD+) activity. NCBI's taxonomy places the organism in Eukaryota, Metazoa, Arthropoda, Insecta, Coleoptera, Chrysomelidae. The record is from RefSeq and is a predicted model, not a curated record. The transcript is spliced from 11 exons. Bases 256 to 1959 code for a protein of 567 amino acids. Gene Ontology annotation, cellular component: mitochondrial matrix.
UAGUGAAAUCUCAUUUUCAUAAAUUAAAUGUACAUAAAGAUCACAUCAGAAUCACCCUCUAUAAUUUCUGUCAAACAUCAAAAAAAUAAGAGAGAGGCUCCACUUCUAUAAAAUUACGUCACAUCAGUUACCUAUUAAAUGAACUUACGUUGAUGUUUAUUUUAGCUUUUUGUUAAAUGGUGCGGUGGAGCAUUUGUAUUUCGAUAAUAAAUAGUGAAUAAUUUCUUAAUUCGAAUACAUCAAGAACUUAGAGCUAUGUUAUCUUUAUGUAAACAGAACUUGUCUUCAAGUUUUCAAAGAAUUGGUGCCAGAUGUAUAGCUUCUGUAGUACCAGAAAUCAAAGUAAACGAUACUGGUGUAUCAAAUGAACCAAUUUUACAGUAUCUAAAGGGAUCGAAAGAACGAACUGAAUUAGAAACAGCCCUGAAAGAUAGUUAUGCUCAAACUGAAGAUGUUCCUAUUGUCAUUGGAGACAAAGAAUAUCAAACAAAAGAUGUCAGAUAUCAGGUAAUGCCACAUGACCAUAAAAAGAAAUUGGCAAAAUUUUACUACGCCGACAAAAAUCUUCUCCAAAAAGCAAUUGAAACUGCUAGUACAGCUCAAAAGAAAUGGGAUUCAGUACCAAUACCAGAAAGAUUGAAAAUUUGGGAGAAGGCAGCAAAUAUGAUGGCUAAUGAAUACAGAGCUAAAUUGAAUGCUGCGACGAUCUUAGGACAAGGUAAAACAAUAAUUCAGGCAGAAAUUGACGCAGCCGCAGAACUGAUAGAUUUCUUUAGGCUUAACGCUUAUUUUUUAAAAGAAGCAAUUAAAUAUCAACCUAUAUCAGAAAAUCCUAUGGUUACUAAAAAUUCAAUGAGGUACAGAGGUAUUGAUGGUUUUAUAGCUGCUGUAUCGCCAUUUAAUUUCACGGCAAUAGGAGGAAAUUUGGCAUAUACACCAGCACUCAUGGGCAAUGCAGUUUUGUGGAAGCCUAGCGACACUGCCUUACUUUCAAAUUGGUUAAUAUUCAAAAUAUGUAGAGAAGCCGGAGUACCACCAGGUGUUGUUAACUUUGUUCCAGCGGACGGUCCUGUGUUUGGAGACACAAUUACUGCCUCUCCUCAUUUGGCAGGCAUCAAUUUCACAGGGAGUGUGCCAACGUUCACAAGAUUGUGGAGGCAAGUCGGGGAAAAUAUAAGUAUUUAUAAAAAUUUCCCAAGGCUGAUCGGAGAGUGUGGAGGUAAAAACUAUCAUUUUGUGCAUCCUUCAGCAGAUAUACAAACUGUUAUUAAUGGUACAAUACGAAGUGCUUUCGAAUACUGUGGACAGAAAUGUAGCGCCUGUUCCAGAAUGUAUGUACCGGAAUCGCUUUGGCCAAAAAUUAAGGAAGGGCUUAUAACUAAACGGAAUCAAUUGAAAGUAGGAGAUCCGACAGACGCAACUAACUUCACUUCGGCAGUUAUUGACGAUAAAGCCUUCAAAAGAAUUAAAGGCUACAUUGAACAUGCUAAAAACUCAUCUGAUUUACAAAUUUUAGCAGGAGGUAAAUGCGAUGACAGCGUUGGCUAUUUCGUUGAACCUACGAUUGUCGAAACCAAAAAUCCCAAGGAUAAAAUAAUGGUGGAAGAAAUAUUCGGCCCUGUUCUCACAAUUUAUGUUUAUAAAGAUGAUAAAUUGAAAGAUACUCUUGAUAUGGUUGGAUCUACGACGUCAUUUGCUCUUACUGGAGCUAUCUUUGCUCAAGAUGAGGCGUUCCUACGAAGAGCCGUUGAAGAAUUGAAAAUGACUGCCGGUAAUUUCUAUGUUAAUGAUAAAUCUACUGGUAGUGUUGUUGGACAACAACCUUUUGGUGGUGCUAGAUUAUCAGGUACAAAUGAUAAAGCUGGAGGCCCUCACUAUAUUUUAAGAUGGGGAAAUCCUCAAUCCAUUAAAGAAACAUUCGUUCCUUUAACAGAUGUUGAAUAUCCAUAUAUGAAGUAAUAAUUUUAUGUUUUUAUUCAAUAACUUUAUUUUAGGUUCCAAAUUAGUUAGCAUAUUCAUUUUAUUGUGAUAAAAUAUUGAAUGUCGGAUUUUUUUUUGUUAUUCAUAUACAGUGAUGUCGUAAAUAAUUCAUUUUUUACAUACUUACGAAUUUAAUUGAAAAAUCUUGAAAUCGAUCGAUAUUUGCAUACAUUUUUUAUAUGUUUAAGAAAGUUAUGUGUACAUCUGGUCGAAGGUGACCAACUAGCAACAUUUACUUGAUACUUACACAAGGUCAAGGGGUUUUGAAAUCUUCAGUCUCCUCUUUGGAUCAUAUUGAUCAAAGAGCGAGAAUAUUUUGAUUUUUUCUUUAAUAUGGAGUACUUUUGAAAUCUCUAGAUAAAUCUUGUGUUGGUUUAUCUAGUACAACCCCAAACCUGUAGUACAUAUGUCCAAAUAAGUUUUGGAGUCUAUUUGUAUAUAAUGUAUUUUAUUUUUAUUAUUUUACAAUAAUAAACAUUUACAAUGAUGAGUCUUAAAGUUAGUAUGUGCUAUGUUCGCGUUAUGACUUUCCCAAAAAGAAUACAGUUUGAAAAAGGUGACUCCAUAGAGCGAGUUGGUGUUAAUGAUACCAGAUAGCUGUCGGUAUAGUCUAUUUUUUGUUAAGAGUUUAUGCUGAGUGUGGAAAUUAUCUCUUCUGAGAUACACAACAAUUUGUCCAACUUUCUGGAAUGACCCCUCAAAGCAUUCAUUAACCGCUUUUGAGAAUCGUGAGCUGUGGUUUUUGAAGUCUGAUUUUAUAUUAUGAAAUUUCUGAGCAGUUUUACAUUUUACGACUUUUACUGACAUUUGGAAUUGAUACAUUAAAUUCUUGUGCUCUAUUCGUUGAAGUGAUUGGCGGCUCGUUUCAAUUUUUGUUCUUGUUGCAAAGACAGUCAUCUACAUAUAUGGCGAUUUUUAUAUUAUCUAUAUCUGGUAUAUCAUAUGUAUGUAGUAGACUUACAUGAACCAGCACCCACCUUUGUGGCAUAUCUGCUUUUAUUUGAUUCCAGAUUUUUCAGAUUCUUCUAUAAAUAAUUUGUUCCAUUUUGUUAUAAGUCCCCCAAAUCAUACAUUUUCAAACACCUGGGAUAUGCAUAAGAAUAGUGUAUACUUAUUUAUCUUCAUAGACUUGUCUAUCACUGGACACUUGGUCUAUUCUUAAAGGUGUUUCAUAGAAUUUAAACUAGAGGUCUUUUGGAUUAUAUUUCCUUACAUAAUAAUCUAUUAUUAUAUUUAGUGUUUUGAUAUCUCAAACAAGAAGGGAAUUUAAGUUUCAGAAUGAUAAUAACUUGAGCUAUAUUCCACAUUCUGAAAACCAUAUUGAUCGAUUUUGUGAGUGGCACAAUGAUUUUUUAGGUAGUUUUUGAUUAUUGCUUCUUCGAUUAGGUCGUAUCCAUGCAAUUUUUUUGUAUAUGUUUGAUUUUAUCGAUUUAAACGACAACUUUUAGGAGAAUAACUAAUGAUUAAUUUUUCUUCUUCAGCUGUUUGUCUACUUAAUAACGUUCCUUUAGUUUAUUCUUUGCGUUAUUAUUGUUUGCUCAACUUUCCACUCCAUUCCUAAAGUUUUAGUUGCUUCCCAGAGUAAAUAAAUGUUAUAUAUUCUUUUUGUCUAUAAAUUCUUGUAGCUUAAUUUUUCUUAGCUUCUAACUUUUCAAAAAGUUUAAUUUCACAUUCAAAAGUUGAUGUAUUUCAGGAUUUCUCAUCUGUAUCUCUAUAAAGAAACAAAUUGGUGCCUUUUCUAAUUAUAUCAAUGCUCCAAUCAAUAUCACUAUUUGUAAUUUUCCGAUCAUUUUCCAUUAGAUAUCCUUAAAAUACAAUAUUUCACAUAGUUUAUCUAAUAACUAAUAAUUUGACUAGUCCCAGAAAGUAUUAAAUGCUUAAAGCUAAAAAUUAUAAUCUAUUCUUGUAGAUAUACGUUUUAUCUUAUUUAUAAUUUAAAAUACAAAACAAAGUAGAUUAAAUAUCAAAAACAGCAUUUUUAUAUACACAAUCUACGUGUUUUUCAAAUACUACCAAUAUCUAGGAACUAAAAGUAAGACGGCAUCGCUAAUAUUAUAAAGAUAUUUUAUGUUAAGUUUGCAAUUUGGACAUUUGGUAGUGAGAAUUACAGGCAUUGAACUUAAUCUCAAAAUCCAUAUUGUAAAUAAAAUAAUUGCUUCUAUCAAAGAAAAUUACAUUCUAAAUGUUGGUAGCUAUGAAGCAUCUGUGUUAUGAGAUUAUCCAAAUCAGAAUAUUAUCUUAGUACUUGUUUUGUAGUUGUACUAAUUGUCGUUUUUCAUUUGUAUUUUAUAAUUUCUGUGUAAGAUAUAAUCAGUUAUUUUCUCAACAAUUGUUAAAAGAUUAUCAAAUAUUGUGAAAUACCCAAUCCUUCAUUAAGUAAUUGCAAGAAAAUGAUAACAUAUCCAUGGGUACAUUUCACAAUGCUCUCGACCACCUACAUUCCUAUUCUACUAAUUAAAGGCGUUGUAGUUUGAAUGCGCUAUAAUCUUCAUUGAAAUUUCUUGUUGAACACGUUUAGUUUAUUUUGCAUGCACUGUUGAUGCUAUUUUGUCAAAACUGACAAUUAUGGUAGAUCUGCUGUCUGAGCAGAUUGGAAUUACUAUGCUUCUAUGGCGUCAAUUGAGUAUCGCAAUACUUUAGAUUCAGAUGUUCCACUUAUUUUGGGUUGUUCUCUACAGAAGUCUAUUCCAGCCAAGCCAUUUAUUAUGGAGCCGUCUAUGUACAAAUUGAAUUGUAAUAAGUGUCUUGUCUUGUUCUAUUAUUUGAAUUUUCGCUACAGUGAAGUUAUAUAUAACAUCGAACGAUAAUUCGCAACGACCAUGGGAUUAGGUGUAUGGAUAGUAUCAUACAAUGGUAUUAAAUGGAAUGUAGCCAUUUUGACACCUUGGACUACUAAUUCCAAUUACUUUCGGAAAAGAUAUGUUUUUAAAACACUUUAUAUUUAAAUGUUUUAAAUCAAUUUUAUGCCAACUAGAAAGUAAUCACAAAGUGCCAUGAUGUAAUAUAUCUAUAAUAUGUCUUUGUAAACUUAUCAUAAAAGCAUCUGUUAUAUCUCAUGUUAUUCUUUAUAUUGUAUAACUGUUUUUUGUUCAUUUUUGAAACAAAUAUUUUUAAAUUGUAGCAAUAAAUUUUAUUUGCA